Quercus robur (English oak) is the source of this 2426-nucleotide messenger RNA. RefSeq lists its product as uncharacterized. Bases 26 to 2257 code for a protein of 743 amino acids. NCBI's taxonomy places the organism in Eukaryota, Viridiplantae, Streptophyta, Magnoliopsida, Fagales, Fagaceae. The transcript is spliced from 11 exons. Gene Ontology annotation, biological process: regulation of photosynthesis, light reaction. The record is from RefSeq and is a predicted model, not a curated record.
AGAAGUGAAAGCUAAUUCCAUCUAAAUGAGCUGCCUGAGGUUGAGCAAAAGCUUGUUCAAGUUUAGAAGUGACGAAGUCUAUGAAAGAAAUCAACCCAGAUUUGAAGUUUAUUUCUAUAAUAAUAAUAAAAAUAAUGAAUUUCAACAACACUGCAUGUCUAAAUCCCUUCUCAGAAACACAACCAGAACCCAUGUCUCAUUUUCAAACAAAAACAACAACAACAACAACCACUUUCUUGAUAAUGAUUUAAUAGAAGAAGAAGAAGAAGAAGAAGAAGAUAGAAAAUUAGUUCAUUGUGAGGUGGAAGUAAUAUCGUGGAGGGAACGCAGAAUCAAGGCCCAAAUAUCCAUUCAUGCUCGCAUCCAAUCUGUUUGGAACGCUCUCACUGAUUACGAGCGCCUUGCCGAUUACAUUCCCAAUCUUGUUUCCAGUGGGAGAAUAGCUUGCCCUCAUCCUGAGCGGAUAUGGUUGGAGCAAAGAGGCUUGCAACGGGCACUCUAUUGGCAUAUUGAAGCACGUGUCGUUUUGGAUCUUCAAGAAUUUCCCAUUUCUGCUAAUCAUCGUGAGCUCCACUUUUCCAUGGUUGAUGGAGAUUUUAAGAAGUUUGAAGGCAAAUGGUCCUUAAAUUCUGGGACAACAAGGUCUUCAUCAACAAUUUUAUCAUAUGAAGUUAAUGUGAUACCAAGAUUCAAUUUCCCCGCCAUUUUCUUGGAGAGAAUUAUCAGAUCAGAUCUUCCUGUAAAUCUUAAAGCAUUGGCUUGUAGAGCUGAAAAAAAUUUCAAAGGGAUACAGAGAAUAGCACUCACAGGGAAUUCCUUUGUUGGAAAAUCCACGGGUGGUGUUAGUUCAUUCCACAAGAGCUUUGAUGGCGCCUUGUGUGAGAUGGGUAAAUUGUCACUUGGAGAGUUUAAAGAGAGAUUUGCUGGAUCUAAUUUUGGUCCCCUGUCUCCAUCUUCUAGUGAGUUGAACAGUAACUGGGGUAUUUUUGGAAAAGUUUGUAGACUUGAUAGACCUUGCAUGGUGGAUGAAGUUCAUCUUCGUAGAUUUGAUGGUCUAUUGGAAAACGGAGGCGUUCAUCGUUGUGUUGUUGCAAGCAUCACAGUAAAAGCUCCUGUUCACAAAGUUUGGAGUGUUUUAACUGCUUAUGAAAGUCUUCCUGAAAUAGUUCCAAAUUUAGCCAUCAGCAAAAUACUGUCACGUGAAAACAACAAGGUCCGCAUUCUUCAGGAAGGAUGCAAGGGCCUACUUUAUAUGGUACUUCAUGCACGGGUUGUGCUAGACUUGUGCGAACAUCUUGAACAGGAGGUUAGCUUUGAACAGGUUGAAGGGGACUUUGACUCAUUUCAAGGUAAAUGGCUUCUUGAGCAACUAGGAAAUCAUCACACACUGUUAAAGUACACUGUGGAGUCAAAAAUGCGCAAGGAUACCUUUCUUUCUGAAGCUAUUAUGGAGGAGGUUAUAUAUGAAGAUCUCCCAUCAAAUUUAUGUGCAAUUCGAGACUAUGUUGAAAGAAGGGAAGUAGCUCACUCACUGGAAUCAUGUGACCAAAAUAGAUAUUCAGAGGAACGAAGUGCUUCAUCUAGCAUUGAUAUAGUUGGUGAUUGUAGUAGUAUAACAACUGAGCAGGUCUCUGAUUUAAAUGGUGAAGGUUCAUUUAGACAAAGGCCCAGGGUCCCAGGCCUACAAAGGGAUAUAGACGUUCUUAAAGCUGAGCUCCAUAAAUUUAUUUCAGAACAUGGGCAGGAAGGAUUUAUGCCCAUGAGAAAGCAGCUUCGUUUGCAUGGAAGGGUAGACAUUGAGAAGGCAAUCACACGCAUGGGUGGAUUUAGAAGGAUUGCCUCACUGAUGAAUCUUUCUCUUGCAUACAAACACCGGAAACCAAAGGGAUACUGGGACAACCUUGAAAAUCUGCAGGAAGAGGUAAAUAGCUCUCUGAAUAAGAUAAGUCGGUUCCAGAGAAGCUGGGGAAUGGACCCUUCAUUCAUGCCCAGUAGAAAGACAUUUGAGCGUGCAGGGCGCUAUGACAUUGCACGAGCAUUGGAAAAAUGGGGGGGCCUCCAUGAAGUUUCACGUCUUCUCUCACUCAAGGUCAGGCACCCCAAUAGGCAAGGGAAUCCUUCCAAAGAUAUAAAAAUUGAUUAUAUAACAUCAACUGAUGCAGGGGGAGAAAGUAAGACACCAUCAAAACCCUAUAUUUCUUUAGAUACGCAAAAGUGGCUCAAAAAGCUAAAAACAUUUGGACAUCAAUUGGGUUGAAUGAGACUGCAACCAUUCAUUUAUCUAUAUAUCGGUGAUGCUAAUAGUCUUUUUAAAUGGUAUUGCUAUGAUGAUUGAUUCACUGGUCUGUUAUUCAGGUGGAUGUUCUCAGACUUUAUACAUCCCCCUCCCCAAUAAUUCAAUGGUUGGGAGAAGGAAAUUUGAACUC